Molecule: messenger RNA, 1995 nt
Organism: Papaver somniferum (opium poppy)
Lineage: Eukaryota; Viridiplantae; Streptophyta; Magnoliopsida; Ranunculales; Papaveraceae
Product: F-box/kelch-repeat protein At3g06240-like
Exons: 3
Coding region: 110-1297 (395 amino acids)
Molecular function (GO): protein binding
Source: RefSeq, a predicted model, not a curated record
CAUGACCCAAGGUCUGAAAUCCUUUCCUGAAACUGAAACUUUCCACUCGACCAAAAUUAUGUUCCCAUCUAUUCUUCCCUCUUUUCGAAAGUGAAAACCCUAAAUUGAAAUGUUUCCCUUCAAGAAGGAGAUGGCAGCUAUGUUAAUUUCAAGACUUCCGGAAGAGAUUCAAGUGGAAAUCAUUCUGAAAUUAUCAGUGAGAUCAAUCUUGUCUUGUAAGUGUGUAUGCAAACUCUGGUUUAAUCUAAUUUCUAGCCCUAAAUUUAUCAAUAAUCAUCUUCAUCUUAGUAUUCAGAAUAAGAACAAUCAUAAGCUCAUGUUUAUUGAUAAGGAAUCGGUUACUGGUAAGCCUUUGGUGUAUUCUAUAGAUUUUGCUUCAAUAUCAUCUUCACCAGAUUUAUCAUGCGAGUAUAUAGGUAAUGAAGCUAUUCUCAUGGAUUACCCAUUUGAAUACAAGGAAGGUAUGGAAAUUAGGAUUUUGGGUGCUUGUAAUGGUCUUUUUUGCUUUUAUAUCUCUAUUGAUACAGAGAUUAGCAUUUGUAUUUGGAACCCAACAACUAAAUAUAAAGAAAUUCGACAUUGUGACUUUCAUAUCAAUCCCAAGCAUCCUUCUAGAGCCAGGUUUGGUUAUGAUAGUAAAACUAGAGAUUACAAGUUGGUAAGAAUUGCGGAGUUUCAAAAAUCUGAUUACUGUAAAAUUGAAGUAUAUACAUUUGGAUUGCAUUCGUCGAAAACUGUUCAUACCUUUCCUUACAAUUAUCCAAGGCAUGUAGCAUUUGGCGGUGUUUUUCUCAAUGGAGCACUUCAUUGGGUAAGCAAUCUGUGGAAGCAAGAUAAUCCCAGUAAUAUAGUGUCUUUUGAUAUUAGUAAUGAGAAACUCAUGGAAGUGCUAUUGCCAGAAAAAAGUAUAAUACAUCCGGAAGUUAGCAGCCCGAGAUUGUUUAAGAAGGUCGGAGUACUGGGAGAUUGCCUUAGUCUAGUUUUUGUCGAUACGAAGCUGAUUCGAGCUGAAGUUUGGGUACUGCAGGAAUAUGGAGUGAGAGAAUCUUGGACUAAACUGUUCACCACUACUCAAACACCAAUCACCCGUUAUCCUUUCUGUGUGCCGGUGAUGUCACUUAAAAAUGGUGAGGUUUUGAUGUAUACCCAUGACGGUUUUGUUUUAUGCGACCCAAUGAAUGAACGAGUUGGGAAGGUGAGCAGUUUUUUUCAAAAAAUCACAUUUCGAGUCCGUAUCGACACUAUGAUGGUGACUCAUCCUGAGAGUUAUGUCGAUAGUCUGGUUUCGCUCAACUAGGUUACUUAUGUGAAGAGGCCUAAGGGACAAAUAGUGAGCUCGUUGGUAGGCAUAUACUGUGUCAUGGGGUUAAGGCUCUCUGUUUCUCCGCCGACAGAUUUUAGUUUAAUGCAACAGAACAGAUUUUGCUUGAUAUGCAUAUUGCAAACCUGAUGCUGGUAGCUUUACCACCGUGAAGUAGCAGGUUCUAUUCAUGAGAUGUCGAAUAAAAAAUCUGCUGGUGGUGGUGGGGAUGUGGUCCACUCUGUGAAGGUAGUGGGGGUUAUGGUGGACUCCGUAUACCCUGUGUAAGCUGUUUGUGGCGGGGGUAGGGGGAUACGGUGGGUGUUGUGUAGGUGGUAAGGCUGGUAGCAGUGGAUAUGGUGGUGGUGGUGAUGAUUCUGUUGGAAAUGGGAGGAACUAGGAGUUAGUGUUAGAAUGAUGGUCUGACGUUAUGUGUUCUGGUUCAUAUGGUUAUUUUGCGCUGGAAUUCUCUCUGAUUCUCUCGAAUUAAAUUUUCCUCUUUUGAUCCCUGGUUCUACUUAAGUCUUUAGGUUUUCAGAAAUGCAAAUUGUUGGUGCAAUGUGAAAAUAUGGGGAUUCUACUGCUAGUAACAGGACUCAGUUGCAUUCAAAGAAAACUUUAGAUUGGUCUUAUGUCAGUUUCAUGCUGGAUCUUUGUAUUUUAAGAACCAUCAAAUGUUUUUCUUGUUUCAGUUA